Chinchilla lanigera (long-tailed chinchilla) is the source of this 6296-nucleotide messenger RNA. It is a transcript of the gene Zbtb21, whose product is annotated as zinc finger and BTB domain containing 21. The transcript is spliced from 2 exons. Bases 626 to 3808 code for a protein of 1060 amino acids. The record is from RefSeq and is a predicted model, not a curated record. Gene Ontology annotation, biological process: regulation of transcription by RNA polymerase II; negative regulation of DNA-templated transcription. NCBI's taxonomy places the organism in Eukaryota, Metazoa, Chordata, Mammalia, Rodentia, Chinchillidae. Gene Ontology annotation, molecular function: protein binding; DNA-binding transcription factor activity, RNA polymerase II-specific; RNA polymerase II cis-regulatory region sequence-specific DNA binding. Gene Ontology annotation, cellular component: nucleus.
CGAAUGACAAGUAGAGGUUAAGUUAACAUUGCCUUCUAAUGUUGAUGUUCAAGCAAAAGUAGACCCUUGAGGCUUUGGCUAACUUAAAAGUAACUUUUCGCGUACUUCAUCCUUUCUUUUGGCACUAUUGAAAGCAUAGUGUGCUUUAGUCUGUGGAAAUAAAAGUUGAACAAAAUAUAAGCUCUCCACUGAGGAAUGUGUAGCAUUUCAUGUCAGGGCAAAUAAACAUGUACGCUGGCAGAGGUUGGACACUAAAAGUAACAGAAGCGGGGAUAGGUUAUUAAGGAAGUCUCCAGACGAGAGGGAGGUGACUGAGGAGACCUUUGGGUUAUCCUCACAGUCUUGAGAAUGUGAGGGCAGACACUAGUGUUGUCUAAGGGCUAGGUGUAUAUGUCACAGUGACUGGCCAAAGGGGAAGGUGGAGGCUCUCCCCAGGAGACCUAGCAGGAGUAAGGGUGUGGGUCCCAGCUUCUGUGCUGGACCUGUAUUGUGAACUGCAACGGAUCUAGUGAGCAGAGAUACAGACUUGAGAGGCAUCAUCAUCUAGGAGUUAUUAAAGCUGUAGGAGUGGACAGACAGCAAAGAAUAUGCCGAGUGCGCGCUCUGUGAUAGAUAAGCCCGUGCAAUGGAGGGGCUACUGCACUACAUCAACCCAGCACACGCCAUCUCCCUGCUUAGCGCCCUCAACGAGGAGCGCCUCAAAGGACAGCUGUGCGACGUGCUCCUGAUUGUCGGGGACCAGAAGUUUCGAGCCCACAAGAAUGUGUUGGCUGCUAGCAGCGAGUACUUUCAGAGCUUAUUCACAAAUAAGGAGAACGAGUCACAAACCGUCUUUCAGCUUGACUUCUGUGAGCCAGAUACUUUCGACAACGUCCUGAACUACAUUUACUCCUCAUCCUUGUUUGUGGAGAAGGGCAGCCUCGCCGCCGUGCAGGAGCUGGGGUACAGCCUGGGCAUCUCCUUCCUGACCAACAUCGUCUCCAAAGCCCCGCAGGCACCCUUCCCGCUGUGUCCCAGCAGGAAGAGAGUGUCUGCAGACGAGGAUGAGGCCGGCUCUCAGAAGCGCAGCGUCAUUGUUUGCCAGGGCAGGAGUGAAGCGCCCGGGAAAGCCGUGGGUCUAAACCCCGCCGACCUCAGCCCCACUUCCCGGCUGUCCCCCAGCAUCACAGGCAAGAACGGCGCCAGCAAGCCGCACAGCCUGAAGCCUGCAGAACCGCUCCCCAGUCUGUCUGUGCCUGAAAAGAGCUGGCCGAAAGACGGCACCUCGGGGUUUGCAAAGACCCUGGAGCAUCCUGCAGAGGACCCGAGUAGGAGCAGUUUGGUGAAGAGAAAUGCAGCACAGCCCUCCAAGCCCCCGCAUGACAGGGAGGCCGUGGAUGACAGGCCAGUGGGGAGCGGUCAGCUUCCAAAGGGUAAAGCUAUAGAACUGGCCCUGAAAAGGCCACGGCCGCCAGUCCUGUCCCUUCGCAGCUCCUCGGAGACACCCUAUCUUUUAAAGGAAACUAGCAAGGGAGGAGGUCAAGGUGAGGAGAGAAACUUGCUGUACUACUCCAAGCUGGGCUUGGUGAUCCCAUCCAGCGGGUCUGGGUCCGGAAACCAAAGCAUUGACAGAAGCGGGCCUCUUGUGAAGAGCCUCCUCCGACGGUCCCUGUCCAUGGACAGCCAGGUCCCUGUCUAUUCCCCCUCCAUAGACCUGAAAUCCCCCCAGGGCUCGGCCGCUGCAUCCAAGGACGUGCCAGGCAGUAUUUUCUGUGCUUUAUCUCAGAAAGCUUCUUUAAAAGACGGCGGUGAAAGAAAAGCAGCCCCGGACGAGCGGCCACCAGUGCCACAGCCGCACCGCCUCCGGUCCUUCAGUGCGUCUCAGUCCACAGAGCGGGAGGGCGCCGCCCCGGGGACCGCGGUGCACAUCAAGACCGAGCCCAGCAGCCCCCUGUCCGACCCCUCGGACAUCAUCCGAGUCACCGUGGGUGAUGCGGCGGCCGCGGCCACAAGAGAUUUGCCUCUGAAAACCGAGGAGGACCCGAAGGACAUGAGCAGGCUCCCGGCCAAGAGGAGGUUCCAGGCAGACAGAAGGUCGCCCUUCAAGAAGGCAAAGGUCAAUGAGCACAGACCCGCCGCAGCCUCGGAUGACAACUUCGAGGACGGCCCGAGCCCUCCUCCCCUCGACGGCGAGUGCCCAGAUUCUGACUUGAACAAAGACGAAUUUGGUGAGUUGGAGGGGACGAGACCAAACAAAAAGUUUAAAUGCAAACAUUGCCUUAAAAUCUUUAGAUCAACAGCAGGCCUUCACCGCCACGCUAACAUGUACCAUAACCCAGAGAAGCCCUACGCUUGUGACAUCUGUCACAAGAGGUUUCACACCAACUUCAAAGUGUGGACACACUGUCAGACCCAGCACGGCAUAGUGAAGAACCCGUCCCCAGCCGCGAGCUCCCACGCGGUUUUGGAUGAGAAAUUCCAAAGAAAGCUGAUUGACAUAGUGAGAGAGAGGGAGAUUAAGAAGGCCCUGAUCAUUAAGCUGAGGCGCGGCAAGCCUGGCUUUCAGGGCCAGAGCGGCUCCCCAGCGCAGCAAGUCGUCAAGAGGAACUUGCGCUCGCGAGCCAAAGGCGCGUACGUUUGUGCUUACUGUGGAAAGGCGUAUCGCUUUCUCUCUCAGUUUAAGCAGCACAUAAAAAUGCACCCGGGAGAAAGAGCCCUCGGAGUAAAUAAAGUUGCUAAGCCAAAAGAGCAUGCUCCUCUGGCCAGCGCGGCAGAGAGCAAGGAGCUUUUCCCGUGCCGCCUCUGUAAUGCUAAGCUCUCUUCUCUUCUAGAGCAAGGCAGCCACGAGCGCUUAUGCCGGAACGCCACCGUUUGCCCUUACUGCAGCCUCAGGUUCUUCUCGCCCGGCCUGAAGCAGGAGCACGAGGACAGGUGUGAGUACAAGAAGCUGACCUGUCUGGAGUGCAUGCGCACCUUCAAGUCCUCCUUCAGCAUCUGGCGGCACCAGGUGGAGGUGCACAACCAGAACAGCAUGGCCCCUGCCGAGAGCCUCUCGCCGCCCGCGCUGGACCACAAUGGUGAGCUGCCGGCUGCUUCCCGGCCCCAAACCCAGCCUGAGCCCAGUAAGGUGAACCAUGUCGCUGCACCGCCCAAGGAGGAGACCGCGUUCAGCGACUCUUCGGAGCAAGUGAACUUCGACUCGGAGGACUCCUCCUGCCUCCCCGAAGACCUCAGCAUCUCCAAGCCGCUGAAAAUCCAGGUGAAGGAGGAGCCCUCGGAGGAGGCCGAGGAGGAGGCUCCCGAGGCCAGCGCGGCCCCCCGGGACUCGGGCCCCGGCAGGGAGGCGGGGCUGUGGCCCUGCGAGAAGUGCGGGAAGGCGUUCACGGCGCACAGGCAGCUGGAGCGGCACCAGGAGCUGCUGUGCUCCGUGAAGCCCUUCAUCUGCCACGUGUGCCACAAGGCCUUCCGCACCAACUUCCGCCUCUGGAGCCACUUCCAGUCCCACAUGUCUCAGGCCUCGGAGGAGCCGGCACAGAAGGAGGCGGACGCGGGCCCCGUGCCCACCAGCUCCCCCUCGCCCCCGCCCCUGCCGCCGCCGCCGCCCCUGCCCAAGAUCCAGCCCCUGGAGCCCGACAGCCCCACGGGCCUGCCCGAACACCCGGCCCCGGCCACCGAGAAGCUGUUCGCUCCGCAGGAGUCGGACACCCUCUUCUACCACGCACCGCCCCUGUCAGCGAUCACCUUCAAGAGACAGUUCAUGUGCAAGCUCUGCCACCGGACGUUCAAGACCGCCUUCAGCCUCUGGAGCCACGAGCAGACGCACAGCUGAGGCCGUGCGCCCCGCGGGGACGGCUUGCUUCUAAGAAGAGAGUGAUAAAGGCUGGAAAUGGUUACACUUGAAUGUAGGCUUGAGAUAAACUGGUAAUAAUUAGAAAAGUCCUCAUGCAACUUGAGAGAUAAACUGAAAUACCGCAGCUCCGCCCCUCCCGGCGACUGGGGGGCUUGACUUCGUUCCUGUUGGAAUUGGGUGAAUCUUGCAUGGUUCUUCAUUCUGAGGUGUCAGCAUAAUCGCUUAAUUGAGGUUUUUGUUUUUUUACUCAUUUGUAACUAGUCUUUGGAAUGCUGGCAGAGUACUCCUUCCUUUGAUUAUCUCAGACACCUAAUUCUAGUUCAAUUUUAGCCAUGUUCUUAAGACCAAAAAUAUAUCAGAAAGAAGUGGAGUCAUUGCAGUAUUGAUUUAGAUCUUAAAAUACAUUAGCAAUAAAAAAAUGAUAAACCUCAACUUUAAUAAAUUAUCCUGACACUUGAUAAAAACAAACAUUGGGUAUUUUGUGGUCAUGUAGAACUUUCUUUUUGUAUGAAAAUGGUGAGAAAUUUAAAUCAGCAAUAGGCACACUUACAUUUUUAUAAGAGAACAGACCUCGGCCUUGGUCACUUGGUGUAAGAAUGACGAGUGCUCUGCAAGAAGACAGGGUGGAAAGCGUGGUUCACAGGGCUCUGCCCGCGCUGUCCAGGCCGCUGCUGCCACAGGCGUGCUCUGAGCCCACGUGCGGGCCGUGCGUCCGCCGCACCCGGUCCCGCUUCUCCCCGUGGGAAGGACAGUGUCUAGUGACCUCUGAUUCCUGCUGUCGCACAUUGAAAAGCUGAGUGGAGCUGGGAUAGAAAAGCUAAAGCUGAUGCAUGGCACUCACUCGGAGUCUCGUGUUAGUGCGGCAGCUGAGUGAGGGCGUGUGCUUAGACGGGACAGCCACUCUGCGCCCGAGCCCCUGCUCCCCGAGCCCGAAGAGCGGGGACGCCCUGCAGUGCCGCGGCUGCCCUGAGGACCCAUGCGGCGCCUGCGAGUUCCUGCCGACCUCCUCGCGGCGCGCGCCCUGCAGCCCGUCCCGCCAGCUGUGAGCCACUGCUUGACGCCCCGAACUACACGCGAAAGCACUGACGCAGGGUCCAAAGUUAGCUUUGCUAUUUACCGUGGUCCAGAGGGUUUGGGGGGUUUUCUGUCUUUUGUAUACGUUGUAAUUAAGAGAGUUCUAGAAGGUGUUAUCCAAAGCUCAGCGGGGCAUUUCAAAAGGAAAAACUUACUUCACUUGUGGGAGGGUUAGGUAAAUAAAUAUUGAAACAACAAAAUCCUUUUAAUAUAGGGACACUGAUUAAGACUCCGAGUUUAUACAUUUUUUUAACCAGCUGUUCUUUCAAUUAAAGUCAACUACUGUGAUUAAGAAGUAGUUUUGAAUUUGUGCUCUAGGAGAAAAGAGCUCUACCUGUCACUCUUACUACCAACAUUCCGUACCAGUCGUAAGAAAGACACUCUUUAGUGAGACACAAGCAUUUUUAUAAAUGAAUUGACUUUGUAUAGAAAGUAUAUAUGAAAUUUUGCCUUCUAUCCUUCCACUUGAAAAAACUCAAACACAAAUCCCAAAAUAUUUUAGUACUUACUAUUUUGUUCUUCAGUUUGGUGGAGAAAGGGGAAGUAAGGUUAGGUUGCACUCACUGAUUCUUGCUCUCUCUUUCUUGAAGAGACCUAUGCAUUUAAAAGACGAAACUGGCCUUUCAUGGAGGCGGCGUCAGGGUGGUGGCUGUGCAUGGGCUCACUGCCUGUGCCCCUGGUGUUUCUUGCUCAGAACACCUGGGUCCCUGUCACUUCUUUAAGAGAGCAGUUUCUGUGAUCACCUGCAUGGCCACUGGAGGCUCUCAAAGUCCCGUAACACAUUCUGUCUUGGCAUUGUGCAUUCGGUAUCCCAGGACUUGAACCUUUAUGCUACGUUUUUGAAGGUUUUUUAAAUACUCUUAAUCAGUAAAAAAAUAUUUUUGAUCUAAAUAUAGGCUCUGCAUACCUGUUAGAUUUUAAAAAUUACCGGUGUUUUUGUCUUGUUCACAUUUUUGUCUAGGCAAGAAAUAUAAGAUUUCAAAUAAAAUUUUGAACCAAAAACAUUUAUAAAAGCAGUUCUGGUUUUUCUAUUACUUUUUAUACUGUACUUAAAAGCAGUAGGCUGAAAGAGUUUAUUUUGGUGGUCAACAAAAAAGCUUCCACUGGUGUAACUAUUUUAAAUGUUAAGUAGGAUAAUGAAAGACACAUUAAAUGCUUUUUGUAAAGAAUGUUUAUCUUGGCCAGUAGGCAGAUACUUGGUGUAAAAUAAAUUGGUCUUUCAUCCUUGCAACCCUUUAAAUAGUAAAGAUAUUCUUGUAAAUGUUUUCUUCUGAUUGUAAUUAAUUUUUAAAAAGGUAGAAAAUUCAUUAUUCCUUGUAAGUAUUCAGGAUGCCUGCUUUUUUAUGCAGUUGUGAAAGAAUGUAAAAUGUUUUAAUAUAUUCUGUUAACCUGA